Molecule: messenger RNA, 480 nt
Organism: Penicillium mononematosum
Lineage: Eukaryota; Fungi; Ascomycota; Eurotiomycetes; Eurotiales; Aspergillaceae
Exons: 2
Source: RefSeq, a predicted model, not a curated record
ACUAUAAAUUAUGUCGCCAAUUUCUUUGUCUCCUUCGAGGACAUCCUCCAGAUCUUCCAUCUCACUUCAGCUGUGCCAACGGAGCAUGAACUUUCACCUUCCAAGGCUGAAAUGGUUUCGCCUCUCCCUCACGUGGAUUCGAUUCUCACUGACGAUAGCACAGCUACGAAGGGUUCCCCAGAAAAUGAGGCCGUUGUAAGAUCUCGCAUAGUUGCCAUCAUCUUGACUACGCUGGCAAAGAUGAAACAAGAAUAUAUGACAAAGCCCAAGCCAAUUCCCCGUGUCUCUAUCACGUCGUCCUCGUCAGUCAUGUCAGGUUCGUCUAUCGCUUCUAUUGAAUCUAUCAACUCCAUUCACCUACAAUCGAGCAGGAUAUCAAAUUCCUUGGAUAGUCGAUGGCGAAAUGGUGCGAUUGUCGGGAGUCGUGGACUAUUCCCUUUGGUACGGCAUGCACAACGACUCUUCGACGAAUAUGGCUAU